AUGCGAUUCUUAAUUCUUCUAUUGUUCGCGACUUCACAAAUAUGCGGAGCUCGCUAUUAUUCAUUGUCAGAGACAUUCCAGUCAGUAUUGGAUACUGAAAAAGCGCUGGAAGAAGAGCUCAAAAUCAAUUUUCAACAUGCUGUAGAGGAAGACCAAAAAGCUAAGGAAGAAUCAUCGAAGAAACUUCGCGAAACUAUGGAGAAGCUUAACGAGGUAGUAAAACAGAAGCUUGAAGAAUAUAAAGAGAAGAAGGAAGCUGAAAAUGCUGAAAAUGAAGCCAAAAGGAACCAAGCACUUCAGAAAUGGAAAGAAGUUUCGGAUCAAUUUAAGCAGGCUGCUGCUGAACUUAAAGAGAAGCAAGCUGCUAAGGAGGAGCAGAGAAACAAGGAAAUUAAAGAAUUGGUUGAACAAUUGAAAGCAGUAUAUGAAAAGAAAGAAGAGCAGGAUCGAAUUGAGAAAGAGGAAAAACUGAAGAAGUGGCAAGAAGCAUCUGAAAAGCUGAAGCAGCAGAUCAAUCAGAUUAAGCAGAAACGUGCCGACGAUAAAAAGAAGAAUGACGAGCAGCAAAAAGAGAAGCUGGAAGCGUUCAAGCAAGAUUUGUCAAAUUUAAAGAAUUUGAUUGUAAACGAAGUGAAAAAUAGAUUGGAGAAAAAGAAAGAAAGAGAGGCGGCUCAGAACCAGCAUAUUGAAGAGCUGAAAAAUCAAAUUAAUGAAGAGAAGAAAAAACUGGACGAGCUUAAAAAAAAUGCUGGAAAUGACUAUAAGGAAUAUACUGAUCAGAAAGACGUUGUCGACGGACUCAUUCAAGAUUUGAUGAAACAGAAUUUGAAGGAUAAAAUCAGCAAUCAAAUUUCGGACCAACUGCAGAGGGAGCUUGAUAGAGCUGCUCUCAAAGAGGUUUUAAAUGAGAAUAAGGGAACACCGGAGAAUGGAGAAGCAGUUGAAAAGGCGGAAAAGGCCACGAUUCUUGAUGAAAUCCCUGGAAAAUCAACAUGGGAAACAAUCACAUGGAUCCUUUUGGCUCUUUCUAUCCUUCUUUCAGUGGCUCUCAUUAUGAUGAUCAUCUAUCAGAUUCGCCAGAGAAACCAUUACCAAAAACUGGAUGGCCGUGACAUCGAGACCCAGCAAUCGGAGAGACAGCCUCUGAUCCCACCAGCGACUCCAAGUACUGCUCCACCACUUGCUCCAGCCAAGGAAGAACAGCAGUUCUAA
Molecule: messenger RNA, 1212 nt
Organism: Caenorhabditis bovis
Lineage: Eukaryota; Metazoa; Nematoda; Chromadorea; Rhabditida; Rhabditidae
Source: the annotation of a GenBank genome assembly